AAUCAUGACGAGUACUCCGCUCUUUGCCUUAACUGUGAACAUGCCAUCCAAUGUGAGGUCCUGUCUGACGAGGCUGCAGAGAGUAGACUGCUGGGAUUGGUGCAGUCUUCCAGGGAACAUGCAAUCUUUAUUUACACUCAUCGCAGAAUGGCCAUAUCUGCUGACGACGUGACUCUUGAGGACAUUCUACCCAUCUCCCUCGACUUUGCCGUUGUUGAAGUUUCCUCCCCAGAGGAACUGGCGGUCGUUGGAGCUGAUACCAGAGUCAGACUGAGUUUCCUCGAAGAGGCGCUGGAGCUCAGACUUCCUUUCGGGUCUCACUCGCGGCUCUUUCUCAGCGAAGUGAUCAGAGCGUGGAGUGAUGUUUGCAAGUCUCCCUCAGAGGUCCCCAACUUUGAGUGGAUCAAUAAGUAUCAGAAAGGUCCUAAAGGUGUUGCCAAACAGGCCCUAGCACCGCUCACCACAACACUUACCAAACUCAACCAGCACCGGAAAGCAGAGAAAUCAUCAGAUAAAAAGGGAAGUGCAGAAAAGGAGAAAGCUUCCAACAGUGGCGUGCACAAGAACAGAGGGGUUUCAAACCCAGACAGGUUACUAACACUGGAACAGAAGGAUCUACAUUUGGAAUCACUAGAGGAGAAAGAAAAGAAAAAGAACAUGAACCAACACCAGGAAUAUUGGACUGGGAAUUGCAGCAACAGCAGCUUCAGCCGGGAGCUCCGGGAUGACCUGGUGCACUCGUCCAGCCACACCGCGUCCAACAAAGCUCAGAUACUGACCAUGCCUCAGUUCAACCUGCGUGACAACCUCAUCAAGUGUGAGCUGCUGAAGAACGAAGACCAGUACACGUACCUGGAGGACUUUAGUAUUUUUCUUGGCACAUACAAUGUGAACGGACAGGCGCCAAAGGAGAGCCUCAGUCCUUGGCUGAACUCCACCGUCCUCCCUCCCGACAUGUACUGCAUUGGUUUCCAGGAGCUCGAUCUCAGCAAAGAGGCGUUCUUUUUCAACGACACUCCUAAAGAGAUGGAGUGGACCAACGCCGUGGGCCGGGCCUUACAUCCAGAUGCCAAGUACGCCUUAGUGAAGUUGGUGCGUCUGGUCGGCAUCAUGCUGAUCUUCUAUGUAAAGAAGGAACACGCAGAGUUCAUAUCGGUGGUGGAGGCGGAGACUGUGGGCACUGGGAUCAUGGGAAGGAUGGGUAACAAGGGAGCUGUGGCAAUCCGCUUUCUGUUUCACAACUCCAGCAUCUGCGUGGUCAACUCCCACCUGGCCGCGCACAUCGAAGAGUACGAGAGACGAAACCAAGACUACAAAGAUAUCUGCAGCCGACUGCAGUUUCGACAGCUGGAUCCCACGCAGCCUCCAGUCACGAUCAUGAAGCAUGAUGCGGUCUUAUGGAUCGGAGACCUGAACUACAGAAUCACUGACCUGGACGUCAGCAGUGUGAAGGAGCUCAUCGACAAGAAGGACUUUGAAACACUGCACAGUUAUGAUCAGGUACCAGCAUCAGGAAUUCCUCUUCUUUUCCUCCAGUUCCACUUUAAAGAUGUGAAGUUCAUGCAGCAUCAGGCGGAGGCUUUCACCAUCACGAACGACGGACAGGUGCCCUGUCAGUUUGAGUUUAUCACCAAACCCAACGAACCCACGUACUGCAAGCCCUGGCUCACGGCCAAUCCUCCAAAAGGCUUCAUCGCUCAGGGAGCUUCUGUGGACGUUGAGCUCGAGGUAUUCGUAAACCGCUCCACGGCGCCCAAACUCAACUCUGGCGCGGAAGAGAUUGAAGACAUUUUGGUGCUGCACCUGGAGCGGGGGAAGGACUACUUCAUACCCGUGACAGGGAACUACCUGUCCAGCUGCUACGGCACCUCCAUCCUCUCGCUGUGUAAUCUGAAGGAGCCCGUCCAAGAAAUGCCGCAAGAAACGCUCCGCAAACUGGCUGAAAUGUCUCUCGGUGAAAACGCCGUCAGCACCGAGAAGCCUCUGGACAUUCCUAAAGAGCUGUGGAUGAUGGUGGAUCACUUGUUUCGUAACGCAAUCAAACAGGAGGACAUAUUUCAACAGCCUGGACUCAGGAGUGAAUUUGCAGAAAUACGUGAUUGUCUUGACACUGGUAUACCAGAUUCUCUACCCGGCAGUAAUCACUCGGUGGCAGAGGCUUUGCUCCUUUUUCUAGAUGCCCUCCCAGAGCCUGUGGUUCCUUAUUCUUUUUACCCCCAGUGCCUGGAAAACUGCUCCAGUGCCAGUCAGUGUGAGAAAAUUAUUUCCAUGCUACCUCGGUGCCAUGAAAACGUGUUCAACUAUUUAGCUGCCUUUCUACGAGAGCUUUUAAAGAAUUCCGCCAGCAACCGAUUAGAUAGCAAGAUCCUGGCCACUAUUUUCGCCUCCUUGCUCCUGAAGUCGCAGAAGAAGCAGGAUCUUGGCGAAAAGAGAAAGACUCAGGAAUUCUUUCACCACUUCCUGGUCCAGGGCCCCUCGUAGAUCAAGGACAACUGUCCGUUUGUCCGUGACGCUGGAGCUGAACACUAAAAACUGUACAAGUUCAGUAUUUGAGAUUACAUCAUCAUGACUUUUUACAUUGUUUGUAUAGAUUAUUGAAAGUGACAAUUCCUCUCUGAUGCUAGUUUGUUUUAAAGCGACCUUUGUGAUGAACAGUUUAUUGUACAUCUUGAGCUGAAGAGUCCUAAAUAUUGUUCAGUGUAUCUAAAGUUUAUUUAAGGAUAAUUUGUAUUUUCAUGUUUAUUAAUUCAAAUGUGUACUGUUUGUACGAAGGAAGAUAUAUAUAUAUAAAAAAAGAAACUAUGAAAACAUG
Cynoglossus semilaevis (tongue sole) is the source of this 2812-nucleotide messenger RNA. It is a transcript of the gene inpp5b, whose product is annotated as inositol polyphosphate-5-phosphatase B. Gene Ontology annotation, biological process: phosphatidylinositol dephosphorylation; signal transduction. Gene Ontology annotation, molecular function: phosphatidylinositol-4,5-bisphosphate 5-phosphatase activity; inositol-1,4,5-trisphosphate 5-phosphatase activity. The annotation marks the transcript as partial. Lineage: Eukaryota; Metazoa; Chordata; Actinopteri; Pleuronectiformes; Cynoglossidae. Gene Ontology annotation, cellular component: membrane; cytosol. The record is from RefSeq and is a predicted model, not a curated record. The transcript has 20 exons.